Molecule: messenger RNA, 1061 nt
Organism: Paecilomyces variotii
Lineage: Eukaryota; Fungi; Ascomycota; Eurotiomycetes; Eurotiales; Thermoascaceae
Product: putative small monomeric GTPase
Exons: 2
Coding region: 37-870 (277 amino acids)
Biological process (GO): cellular response to starvation; regulation of autophagy; positive regulation of TOR signaling
Cellular component (GO): fungal-type vacuole membrane; nucleus; Gtr1-Gtr2 GTPase complex
Molecular function (GO): GTPase activity; GTP binding
Source: RefSeq, a predicted model, not a curated record
CUUAAUCUAUGGGACUGCGGAGGCCAGGAUGCCUUCAUGGAAACGUACCUAGCCUCUCAACGAGGCAACAUUUUCUCCGACGUCGCUGUUCUGAUCUACGUAUUCGAUAUCGAAUCACGAGAAGUGGAACGCGAUCUCGAUACUUACAAUGCUAUAAUCGAUGCGCUGAAGGAGUUUAGCCCGAAUGCUUAUGUCUUCUGUCUUAUCCACAAGCUGGACCUGAUCCAGGCGGAGCACCGUCAGCGGAUAUACGAGGAGCGAUCCUCUUUGAUUCGAAGCCGUUCGGACCACCUUGCAAUCGAUACGUUUGGAAGCAGCAUCUGGGACCAAUCAUUAUACAAAGCCUGGGCGGGCAUAGUCCACAAGCUGAUACCGAACCUCUACGUCAUUGAAAGGUUCCUGAGCGCUUUUGCAAAAAAGAUCGAUGCAGAGGAAGUCAUACUCUUUGAGCGGUCUACUUUUCUCACGGUCACUUCUGUGACAUCUGAUGUUGGAAAUAUGAAUCCGAUCUAUGAUCGACAUGAACGUCUGUCCAACAUCAUGAAGGCCUUCAAACAUUGCGCUGCCAGGAACACACAUACUACACCUGCAUCGGCUGGGUUUUUGGUAAUGCAUACGAAAACUCCGCAAUUCAACGUCUUUUUGGGCCGCUUUACCGAUAAUACAUACAUCUUUGUCGUCGUACCGCCCGGAGAAGCCGUGUACAACUGCGCUGUUUUAAACACGAUGCUUGCAAGGGAAGGAUUCUCGAAAGCUGCUGAAGCCGGUUACGCUGACGGGUUCCCCCUCCCAGCAGUGGAAGGCCCGGGUGCAAAUGGAACGAAUGGAACCGCCAAUCUACAGUCUGACACAUCUCCCGAUGAAGAGUAGAUGUCAACUUCUAGGACGAGUAUUAACAAUACCAUCAUCCUCCCUCCCCGGUAGAUUUUCCAGACAUGAGGCAUAUGACAGUCGAGUUCUGGAUAUAUGAUUUUCCCUAUGUUCCAAUGCUUGAAGCGUUCCAGCAUUAAGACAUGCUCAUAUGUACGUACUACGAGAUACCCAACGAUGAAAUGUAUAGC